Messenger RNA from Colletotrichum navitas, 530 nucleotides. RefSeq lists its product as uncharacterized. The transcript has 2 exons. Lineage: Eukaryota; Fungi; Ascomycota; Sordariomycetes; Glomerellales; Glomerellaceae. The record is from RefSeq and is a predicted model, not a curated record. Bases 96 to 449 code for a protein of 117 amino acids.
GGGUGGGAUAAACCCCGACCACGACGGCAAUUUCCCAAAUUUCACCAUAAUUUGCCAACCACCCUUGAACUUGAUUGUCCGUCGAUUCCACCCUCAUGCCAGGUGACGUUGACGAAGCGGCGGGUGUAUGUGAGACGCUUCUUCGCGCGGCCCUUGGGGGUCUUCUUCUUCUCCUGGGGCUCAACCUUGGGGCUAUCGUGAUGGUCAGUGAUCGGAUCGGUUUAGUUCAUCAGGCUGACAGGCUUCAGCAUCGCCCGGUCGGCCAUCGCGUCCGUUGCAUUCGUCAUUUGCGUCGUCGUCAACCGUUGACAUCGAAUGUUGUGUUCCCUCCUUCUUCCGACCGGUUGUUUCCCUCGUCUUCGUCCGCGAUGGCCGGGUUUUGGGCGGUCGCCACUUCUCUUUCCAAAAAUAAAGGGAGAAAAACACCUGGAGAUGGGCUGGCUGUCUAAACGGGCAAAGACUUACGUCUGAGACUUGACCUUUCCGGCACGCGCCAACGAUCCGUGAACCUUUCCCAUUGUGACGGUUUG